Nelumbo nucifera (sacred lotus) is the source of this 593-nucleotide messenger RNA. Its product is annotated as F1F0-ATPase inhibitor protein. Gene Ontology annotation, cellular component: respiratory chain complex I. The record is from RefSeq and is a predicted model, not a curated record. Lineage: Eukaryota; Viridiplantae; Streptophyta; Magnoliopsida; Proteales; Nelumbonaceae.
UUCUUGACUUCAACUUCUUCGUGUUCAUCAAGAAAGAAAUCUGCUACAAGAACAAGUGGUGAAACAUCCGAGGGAGAUGGCGAUGAGGUCUGUCGUGAGGCGUGUUUCUCCCAAUCGUCUAAUUGAGGGAACUGGGAGGUUUGUUCCUCGUUACUUCAGUGAAACCACCAAGGGUCGGGUUCUCAGCGAAGAAGAACGAGCAGCCGAGAACGUCUACGUUCAGAAAAUGGAGAGGGAGAAGAUGGAGAAAUUGAAGCUCAAGAAAGAGAAAGAAAAGGCUGCUGCAGAGAAGGAGCAAGCUGAGAAGAAACUUGAAGAAGGUCCCCACAAAGGUUGACACGGUGGCCACCAUUUACUAUAAAGUUCCUGAGCUCUUGCCUUGUAAUUUACUGAGRAGGAAUAAAUGUAGAUGACUUGCAUUAUUCUUGACGGGGGUUGGCCUAUUUAUAGAAUGUGAUGGUAAUUGUCAGUGAUGACUGUAAUUUAAUUUGUGGAUGUGGAUGAGUUCCCCUUAAGCAUGGAAUGGCUUUUAACAUAAUGUUAAAAUAAGUAUUAUCUGAUGGUUCCUGCAUGAUAACAUUACUUUUUUUUUA